AUGAGAAGCGUGUUGAAGAAGCUACUAUGGUGUGGAGGAGCCAAGAACUAUGCUUCUUCAAGAACAUCGGCAUUACCAGAAGAAGGAAGAGUUCGGGUUCAUGUAGGUAAAGAUGAAGAGAGUCAAUGUAAGCUAGAGGUUGAGGCUAAUUUGCUAAACCACCCAAUGUUUGAGGAACUAUUAAGGUUGUCUGAGGAAGAGUUCGGACACUCGUACGAAGGAGCUUUGAGGAUUGCUUGUGAGAUUGAUGUCUUUAUCAAACUUAUUAAUCUACACAAAACAACUAAUUAA
Capsella rubella is the source of this 291-nucleotide messenger RNA. RefSeq names its product auxin-responsive protein SAUR71. The transcript has a single exon. The record is from RefSeq and is a predicted model, not a curated record. NCBI's taxonomy places the organism in Eukaryota, Viridiplantae, Streptophyta, Magnoliopsida, Brassicales, Brassicaceae. The coding region runs from base 1 to 291 and encodes 96 amino acids. Gene Ontology annotation, biological process: response to auxin.